Molecule: messenger RNA, 1020 nt
Organism: Arvicola amphibius (Eurasian water vole)
Lineage: Eukaryota; Metazoa; Chordata; Mammalia; Rodentia; Cricetidae
Gene: Cmtm8
Product: CKLF like MARVEL transmembrane domain containing 8
Exons: 4
Coding region: 227-748 (173 amino acids)
Biological process (GO): myelination
Cellular component (GO): membrane
Molecular function (GO): structural constituent of myelin sheath
Source: RefSeq, a predicted model, not a curated record
CUCAGCCACCGGUUGCCAGCGAUCCUGCUGCCGGGUCCCCGCGGAGCUCCGGAGCGCGCGCGCCGACAAGUGGGGACACUCGCGGGCCAGACCCCGGAGGCCACCCCCGGCGCGCCCGCUACCCACCGGUCUCGAUUCCCUAUCCCUGGCCGGCGACCCUGGGCCCAGGGAGCUUGCUGGGUGGGGGUAGGGUCCCCGGGGACCCGGGCCAGCUCCGGGCGCGACGAUGGAGGAAUCGCAGCGCCCGCGCUCGCACACGGUCACCACCACUGCCAGCUCCUUCGCAGAGAACUUCUCCACCACCAGCAGCAGCUUCGCCUACGACCGAGAGUUCCUCCGCACCCUGCCGGGGCUCCUGAUUGUGGCCGAGAUCGUAUUCGGACUGCUAGUAUGGACGCUUAUCGCGGGCACUGAGUAUUUCCGCGUCCCUGCUUUCGGCUGGGUCAUGUUUGUAGCUGUCUUUUACUGGGUCCUCACUGUCUUCUUCCUCAUCGUCUACAUCACCAUGACCUACACCAGGAUUCCCCAGGUGCCCUGGACCACAGUGGGCCUGUGCUUUAACAGCAGUGCUUUCCUCUUGUACCUCUCGGCCGCCAUAGUGGACGCGUCUUCCGUCUCCCCAGAGAAGGAGGGUCACAACUUCAACAGCUGGGCAGCCUCCUCGUUCUUCGCCUUCCUGGUCACCCUCUGCUACGCUGGAAACACAUACUUCAGUUUCAUAGCCUGGAGAUCCAGGACCGCACAGUGACUUCCUCUUCGGAAAAUGGAGAUGAAGACGCACCAGGAUGCAUCCGGCUGUGAAAGCAGUUGUAGCUAUAAUGUAUAUUGCCCCCAGAACUGUAUUUAACUAAUGUUUUUUAUAUUUUAGUUAAAUUACCUCCUAGUGGCUUGUUACAUUUAAGCUCGAUACUAACUUGCAGAGUGUCGUGACUUCUGAUGAACUCUGAGGUCUCUUGACUUCCUCAUAGUCUUUAUUUUCUUACAUAAUAUAUAAAUAAAUGACUGAAUGUUAAGAAAGUG